Messenger RNA from Paramuricea clavata, 997 nucleotides. The record is from the annotation of a GenBank genome assembly. NCBI's taxonomy places the organism in Eukaryota, Metazoa, Cnidaria, Anthozoa, Malacalcyonacea, Plexauridae.
UAUUGAUCGAAUUAAUGCAAUGGCACAACCUGCCAGAAUUCCAGUAAUUGAUUUUUCUAAUCCAAGUGAGUCUCGAGAUAAACUUGCCAAAGAAAUUGUUGAUGCACUUCAAACUGUGGGUUUUCUCUUCCUUGAUAAUGUUGCUGGUUUUGAUCGUGAAACGAUCGAGCAAGCUGCAAAAUGGUUCUACAAUUUACCAGAGAGCAGCAAAUAUUCUUUGGCAACCAAGAGUUUCAAUCCCCAAAACAAGAAUAUAUAUCGAGGAUAUUUCCCAGCAGAUGCACAAGACUCGAAUUACAAGGAAGGUUAUGAAAUAACCGAGGAAUUAAACGAUGAAGAAUGUUCUCGAAUUGGAUUCCCAUUGUAUGAACCAAAUCGUUGGCCGUCCGCAGGAGAAGAAGAAACCAAGUGGUUUAGAAGUGUUGUUUAUAAUCAUUACUUGUUGAUGCACAACACAGCACUGGAAGUGAGCCGUUUAAUUGCACGUGGUUUUGGUGCAGAUGAAAGCUGGUUUGACAAUAUGUUUUCUCCCUAUCCAUUAUCAACUCUUCGCAUUGUCAACUACCCUAUCCGUCCACAACCUAUCCCUGAUUGCGCUCGUGAUGGUGAAUACAUACUCCACUGUGGAGGUCACACUGACACACCGUUUAUAACGUUACUUGCAACGUUUGAUUAUCCCGGAUUGCAAAUUCAAGAUGAAAACGAGCAAUGGCUAGAUGUACCAGUACGAAGCAACUCAUUGGUUCUCAAUAUUGGUGAUGUCUUGUCGGAAGUGACAGGAAGACACUUGAAAGCUACCAGACAUCGGGUGGUUGACAUGGGACGUCAUCGACAGUCUGUUCCGUAUUUCCUUGAACCUCGUUUUGAUGUGAAUAUCAACAGAAAUAUUGUCGACCCAGAUGAAAUCCAGGAUGAGAAAGAAGUACAAUACGGGCCAUGGCUUCUGCAGAAUUUUAAAAACAAAGGCUACGUAGAAUAUAAAGAUUUAUUGAAAUGA